This is a messenger RNA of Vicia faba (fava bean), 570 nucleotides long. NCBI's taxonomy places the organism in Eukaryota, Viridiplantae, Streptophyta, Magnoliopsida, Fabales, Fabaceae. The record is from the annotation of a GenBank genome assembly.
AUGGGUGUGUUGGGAGGCUUAACAGCGGCUGGCCAGAAGUUUUCUUCACUGUGGUGGAGGGAUCUAUUUCCACUUACUAGUACUACUGACUUUCAGUCCGAUUGUGUCCAUGGAUAUUUGUCUUGCAAGUUAGGUAGUGGCGACUGCAUAUUGUUUUGGAAAAUAGGGGAAAUGGGAGAACUGGUUGCAGAUUACUGGGUGUGGCGGUUCAGCUCUGAGAGCGAUUUGUUCAGUUUGACAGUUGGUGCACAAGUGGCUGAGUUGCUAUCACUGCUAGAUAGUGUGGCACCAAACUUUGAGGAGUCAGAUGGCGGCAACUUCAACGAGGAAUGGAAGGCAGCAAACAAGAGCAUUUGGGCAGCAUCGGUGCCAUCGAAGAUUCGAGUUUUUGGUUGGCGAUGCUUACUGGGAAGAAUUGCAACAAAGGUGCAGUUGUCGAAAAGAGGAAUUGCAUCGCGCAUCAAUGAUAAUAAUAUGUGUGUUUUCUGUUUCUCUGCAGUCGAAACAUUGGAGCAUAUAUUGUUUUCUUGCCCAAGAUCCGUCUCUGUGUGGGCAAAUGUGUUGUUUUAG